Messenger RNA from Chinchilla lanigera (long-tailed chinchilla), 4026 nucleotides. RefSeq names its product threonyl-tRNA synthetase (gene Tars1). Gene Ontology annotation, biological process: threonyl-tRNA aminoacylation. The coding region runs from base 1 to 2898 and encodes 965 amino acids. Gene Ontology annotation, molecular function: threonine-tRNA ligase activity; ATP binding. The transcript has 20 exons. NCBI's taxonomy places the organism in Eukaryota, Metazoa, Chordata, Mammalia, Rodentia, Chinchillidae. The record is from RefSeq and is a predicted model, not a curated record. Gene Ontology annotation, cellular component: cytoplasm.
AUGGGAAACUACAAGGUGGGCAUGAGUAAAAUUAAUGGAAAAGGCCCAUUUGAUUCCAGACACUGGCACUUUUACGUGAGAAUCCGUGGCGUGGGCUUGGUUAUUUCCUUACGUAAAAGUCCUGUAGUAUUUCCGAGAGCUCUUCGCACAUUAGAGAAUUCCGAGGAACGGCCCUCGGGUCCCAGUCACCAGAGCUCGCGUUUGGGAAGCCUAAGUUGCCACGGGAAAGGCAGAGGCCGGCUGUCACCGCCUGUGAGGCAGCCCGGAAGCCACAGGCACCAGGUCCAGGAUGCAGUCCCGCUCACCAAGCGCUUCCCGGAAGCUGGGAUCGAGCCUUUCCAGGCGCUACGGUGGCCCGAAAGGUCUUUGGUAGGCCGCAGAAAGUCAGUGGGGAAGAAAAGCGUGACGCGCCGCGCACUUCAGGUUGUACAGUGUCUGGUCUGUCACGGCUCGCAAAUACGGGUUUCGCUUCUGUCCGGUGUUUCUCAAAGAGGCGCUGAUUUCCUAGCAAGGCUGUCACUCAAUGAGCUCUUCCGUAGGGGCAGCGAGGGGAGAGCCCGCUUCCGCGUUGUCGUUGGCUCUCGGUCGGUCGCGCGUCCGGGGCGGGACUUGGGCGCCUUCGGAUUGCAUCAGCUGGGCCCGCCGGUCCGCGUGACGCACGCGCCGCGUCCCUGGUCCGGGCCUCCGCCCUUCUCCCGGCAGUCCCUGUUGUCUUUCCCUAGUUCUUUGGUGUGUGAGAAGGCAAGCAGCCCUUCAGAGAAGAUGGGAGGCGAAGAGAAGCUGGUAGAUGCUGGUGAGGAGAAGCGAAAAGAAGGAGGCAAGAAGAAGAACAAGGAAGGAUCUGGAGAUGGAGGCCGAGCAGAGUUGAAUCCUUGGCCUGAAUAUAUUAACACACGACUUGAGAUGUAUAAUAAACUAAAGGCAGAACAUGAUUCCAUUCUGGCAGAAAAGGCAGAGAAAGAUAGCAAGCCAAUUAAAGUCACCCUGCCUGAUGGGAAACAGGUUGACGCGGAAUCCUGGAAAACGACACCAUAUCAAGUUGCUUGUGGAAUUAGUCAAGGCCUGGCUGAUAACACUGUUGUUGCUAAAGUGAACAAAGUUGUUUGGGACCUGGACCGGCCUCUGGAGGAAGAUUGUACCUUAGAGCUUCUAAAAUUUGAGGACGAGGAAGCUCAAGCAGUUUAUUGGCACUCAAGUGCUCACAUCAUGGGGGAAGCCAUGGAGAGAGUCUACGGUGGAUGUUUAUGUUAUGGGCCACCAAUAGAAAGUGGAUUCUAUUAUGACAUGUACCUUGAAGAAGGAGGUGUUUCCAGCAAUGAUUUCUCUUCUUUGGAGACUUUAUGUAAGAAAAUCAUUAAAGAAAAACAAGGUUUUGAAAGAUUGGAAGUUAAGAAAGAAACUCUACUGGAAAUGUUUAAGUACAACAAGUUCAAAUGCCGGAUAUUGAAUGAAAAAGUCAAUACCCCAACUACAACGGUCUAUAGGUGUGGCCCCUUGAUAGAUCUCUGCCGGGGUCCUCAUGUCAGACACACUGGCAAAAUUAAGACUUUAAAAAUACACAAAAAUUCCUCCACAUACUGGGAAGGCAAAGCAGAUAUGGAGACUCUCCAGAGAAUUUAUGGCAUUUCAUUUCCAGAUCCCAAAAUGUUGAAAGAGUGGGAGAAGUUCCAAGAAGAAGCUAAAAACCGAGAUCAUAGGAAAAUUGGGAGGGACCAAGAACUAUAUUUCUUCCAUGAACUCAGCCCUGGAAGUUGCUUCUUCCUGCCGAAGGGGGCCUAUAUUUACAAUACACUCAUGGAAUUCAUUAGGAGUGAAUAUAGGAAAAGAGGAUUCCAGGAGGUAGUCACCCCAAACAUCUACAACAGCAAACUCUGGAUGACCUCUGGCCACUGGCAGCACUACAGCGAGAACAUGUUCUCCUUUGAGGUGGAGAAGGAGCUUUUUGCUCUAAAGCCCAUGAACUGCCCAGGACACUGCCUUAUGUUCGAUCAUCGACCGAGAUCCUGGCGAGAGUUGCCUCUCCGGUUAGCCGAUUUUGGGGUACUGCAUAGGAAUGAGCUGUCGGGAGCACUGACAGGACUCACCCGGGUACGAAGGUUCCAGCAGGAUGAUGCACAUAUAUUCUGUGCCAUGGAGCAGAUCGAAGCUGAGAUAAAAGGCUGUUUGGACUUUCUGCAUACAGUAUAUGACGUAUUUGGAUUUUCUUUUAAACUGAACCUUUCUACUCGCCCAGAAAAAUUCCUUGGAGAUAUUGAAAUAUGGAACCAAGCUGAGAAACAACUUGAAAACAGUCUGAAUGAAUUUGGUCAAAAGUGGGAGUUAAAUCCUGGCGAUGGAGCUUUCUAUGGUCCGAAGAUUGACAUACAGAUAAAAGAUGCCAUCGGUCGCUACCACCAGUGUGCAACAGUCCAGCUGGAUUUUCAGUUGCCUAUCAGGUUCAAUCUGACUUUCGUGAGCCAUGAUGGUGAUGAUAAGAAGAGGCCAGUGAUUAUUCAUCGAGCCAUCUUGGGAUCUGUGGAAAGAAUGAUUGCUAUCCUCACUGAAAACUAUGGGGGCAAAUGGCCUUUCUGGCUGUCUCCUCGUCAGGUAAUGGUAGUUCCAGUAGGACCAACAUGUGAUGAAUAUGCCCAAAAGGUACGGCAACAAUUCCAUGAUGCUAAAUUCAUGGCAGACAGUGAUCUGGAUCCAGGCUGUACACUAAACAAGAAGAUCAGAAAUGCACAGUUAGCGCAGUAUAACUUCAUCCUCGUUGUUGGUGAAAAAGAGAAGGCCAGUGGCACUGUUAAUAUCCGUACAAGAGACAAUAAGGUUCAUGGAGAGCGUACUGUUUCGGAAACCCUCGAACGCCUGCAGCAGCUCAAGCGGUCCCGAAGUAAACAGGCAGAAGAAGAAUUUUAAACCUUUGCCCAGCGCACAGACUUGCUCAGUGGAAAAGGACGAGCCACGUUUCUGUAACAUUGAGCUUAUAUUCUGGACAAAAUCAUUUUAUACUGAAUUUGGAAUAGCUCAGCACUCUGCACACAGAUGACUGAGCAGCCAACCUGUUUUAACCUAGACACAUUUUAGAUAGUGUGCAUUUGAUGGAGUUAAUUAAAAGAACCAUUAUGAUUAUCUUACUCAGUAAAUCUCUGAGCGAUGGAAAUAAAGCAUUCAGGAUGCUUUUAGUAGCAGCACUGUUUAUAAAUUCAAUAAGUUGAAGAAUAAAAAUUUUCCAGGUUUGAUUAAGGUAAAAGGAAAACUAGAAUUGGAUUAUACUGUAAAAAUAAAGGGCAAAGUAACAUAAGUUUCUGUUUUUGUUUUUUGGGCUUUUUGUUGUUUGUUUUUGCGACAGGAUCUCACCGUGUGGCCCAUGCUGGUUUUGAACUCAUGCUGAUCUUCCUGCCUAAGCCCCUCGAGUGCUGGGAUGGCAGGCACGCACCACCAUGCCUGACGACUGUAAGUUUCAGGAUGCUCUGUAUUGCACAUAUGCACACAUGCACUUGAAACAAAUUUUGCACGUCAGUAGUUUUUACAACAAAUAUGAUGUAAGGUGGAUGGAUGGGACAAAUCUAAUGGGUAUAGUUCUCAAACUGGGGUGUGAGUUAGGUGCUAGCUUCUUAGUUGUAGGAUAAAUAUUUUGGAGUGUCACUUUCUCUUUGGAUAGAAAUCUUUUAGAACAAUUAAUAACCAUGAAUCUAAUACAGAGUAGACUUACACAAAUUUUUAACAUAAAGGAUGUGUCUUCAAAGACAACUCUGUUCAUGGCUGUCUAUUCUGGGCCAUAAAUUCUCUUGUACAGAUUUCCUGAUUUCUCAAGAGAAUAUUUUCCAGUUUUUCUACCAGUAAAUGGUGAUUGGAGGAGUGCCACAAAGUAGGAAUUUCUUAUGUAGAUAUAUAUCAGUUCCUCUGUAAUAUAAUCAUUUUUAGAAAUUUAACACCUUUCAGUUUUGUAAUAACCUUAAAUUUCAUGUUCUCAAGGGUCACUUCAAGGAGAAAUUAUUCUGCAUAGAUGAGUCCUUAAUAAAGGAGAUAAGAUCUUUAAUCACA